This is a messenger RNA of Neurospora hispaniola, 642 nucleotides long. RefSeq lists its product as uncharacterized. The coding region runs from base 1 to 642 and encodes 213 amino acids. The transcript has a single exon. Lineage: Eukaryota; Fungi; Ascomycota; Sordariomycetes; Sordariales; Sordariaceae. The record is from RefSeq and is a predicted model, not a curated record.
AUGUACUCUACCACUACAAAUGCCGCUAUCCUCAAGGAUGCUUGGUUCAACUUCCGACGGGAUAGCCUCUUCAGAUGCCAGAAGCACCUUAUUGAGCGUUAUUUUUAUGAUCACUGGCUGAACCAUGUGCGAUUCAAUAUAUACGUUGAUGGCCACAUGCCACCCGGAAUAAGAUAUCGCUACGGUGGUAAAUAUAUGCACGCCCACAACUUUCCUGGUAUCUUCUCACCAGAUCCUCAGCUCACGCCUAACGACAAUGGUGAUCCCGAGACCGAAAAGGCCACCUUCGUUUUCAGACGUCGAAAGGGAAGGGACUGUCCCCGCGCUUCCCUCCCUUCCACUUGGAAUAGGCUCAUGCACGCGACCAACAAUGGGUGGCCUCCACUUCACAUUGAACCCCCGGAUGGAACGCGUAUCGAUUCAAUUGAGGUGUGUCUGGAAGGGUGGGAGGUGUCAAACGACGGGGUUUGCAUCAGCUUUCCGUGGAAGAAGUUGAUGACAAUGGUGAUCACCCGUAUUCUGGAGAUAUGGAAAAUGCCUCCAGUAGUUGUAGAUGAAGAUGAUCUACCGUUGCUGCCGCCACCAGUAGACUCAUUAUUGGUGGGGUGGUUCAUGCCCGAGCCAAGUUGGACCUGGCACUAG